AUGCACACGUACGACCGCGCUGCCCCGCUGGGUGUUGGUCAGGUGAAGUGUGCCGGCAACUAUGCUGCCGACAUCGUCCCAGCAAAGCAGGCCAAGGACGCCGGCUUCCCGAUCUGCCUGUACUUGGAUGCCAGGGAGCACAAGUACGUCGAGGAGUUUAGCACCUCGAAUUUUGCCGCGAUCACGAAGUCGAAUGUCUACCUCACGCCGAACUCGAAAUCCGUGCUGGGGUCCGUUACCAACAUGUGCCUAGAGGUCCUGGCCAAAGACAUGGGCAUGUCCGUGGAGAGGCGGCCCAUCGAUUUCGAGGCUGAGGUUGCCAACUUCAAGGAGGUUGGGGCCAUUGGCACCGGCGUCGUCAUCACCGUGAUUGACUCCAUCACACGGGGCGACAAGAAGUACACUUUCGAGCAGCCAUCGGCUGUGCUCCAGAGCAUGUACAACAAGCUGCGGGCGAUCCAGGUGGGAGAUGAGCCGGACACGCACGGGUGGCUGCGCGAGAUCCCUGCCUGA
This is a messenger RNA of Symbiodinium natans, 513 nucleotides long. NCBI's taxonomy places the organism in Eukaryota, Dinophyceae, Suessiales, Symbiodiniaceae. The record is from the annotation of a GenBank genome assembly.